This is a messenger RNA of Athalia rosae (coleseed sawfly), 1114 nucleotides long. RefSeq lists its product as uncharacterized. Lineage: Eukaryota; Metazoa; Arthropoda; Insecta; Hymenoptera; Athaliidae. The record is from RefSeq and is a predicted model, not a curated record. The coding region runs from base 419 to 1114 and encodes 231 amino acids. The transcript has 2 exons.
CCCACGAUCCUAUCACGGUGGAGCGACGCGCUAUCCAGCGCACCAACCUGCAUCACGUGGUAACGCGCACGAUCUCCAAAACGUGUCGCCCGGUUCAAUCGAAGCGUCGGCUCUGUCCAAACAGCUACGACACGCUACCCUUCGGUUACAAGGCGACAUGAACGAUUGUACACGGCGUGCAAAGUAUUUGAGUCCGUUAACGAUAACGAAGAAAAUAAGCAAUUCGCCUCGACGUUGCUCUCACUCUCAAUGUAUAUCCUCGCACGGCACGUGCGAAACACACACACACACACACACACACACACACACACACACACACACACACACACAUACAUGUGCAUCUCCGAAGAAGCCGUGCGCCAGUACGACGCGGUAACCGAUCACAUUACCAGAUGAAUCGGAGUUCGGAGUACUCGCCAUGGACACGCGUUGGAAGCAUCCUUUUUCCGCCAUCGUCGCCGGACCAUCCGGCUGCGGGAAAUCUAAUUUCGUCAAAACAUUUCUGCGACACAUCGGUGAUAUGUGCGACGCAAAGUUCGCGCGAAUCAUCUGGUAUUACGCAGAAUGGCAACCGCUGUACGGCGCAACGGCGACGUCCGAUCGUUCGCCGGUUAUCGAGUAUCGCGAGGGAUUACCCCAGCAGGGUGACUACGACUCCGACGACGCGAAACUUCCAAAGUUGCUGAUUCUAAACGAUUUGAUGCGCGAAUCGUCCAACGGGGCCGUCGUCGAUCUCUUCACCAAGGGGUGUCACCACAAGAAUCUCAGCGUGUUUCUCAUCACGCAGAAUCUCUUUCAUCAAGGUCGCGGUCAGCGGGAUAUCUCGCUGAACGCGAACUAUAUAAUAUUCUUUAAGAACCCCCGCGACCGGGCGCAAAUACAACACCUCGCGCGCCAAGUUUACCCCGAGGAUCCGCGCUUCGUACAGGAAGCCUACAACGACGCCACAAAUCGGCCCCACGGAUAUUUACUGCUCGAUCUGAAGCAAUCGACGCCCGAAAACUGCCGAUUUCGCACAGAUAUAUUUCCCACGGACGAACACCGCUACGUUUACCUACCGCGGAAGGAUAUAAAGCGAGACGGGCCGCGGGGUGCUCCAGUAUUUCACCUGUAA